Adineta steineri is the source of this 1407-nucleotide messenger RNA. The record is from the annotation of a GenBank genome assembly. NCBI's taxonomy places the organism in Eukaryota, Metazoa, Rotifera, Eurotatoria, Adinetida, Adinetidae.
AUGAUGAAUAUUAAUGAAACAAGAAAUACUAGUGAAAUCAUAAAUGAUACUUUAUCAACAAUUCAUACUGAUAUACAAGUUUCUGGAUCUGGAGAACUUGUUAUUAAUGUUAUUGUUUAUUCAAUCAUUAUAAUAUUAAGUAUUAUCGGAAAUGUUAUUGUUGUAACAGCUAUACUUCGUGUGCAACGACUACGUCAUCCAACUAAUUUUAUACUUAUGUCACUUGCUAUUGCUGAUUUACUUGUCACAACAACAGUUAUGAUACCAGGAUUUAUAUCUGAAAUAAAACAAAAAUGGAUAUUUGGACGUAUAUUUUGUAAUAUAUGGGUAGCUAAUGAUAUUACAUUUUGUACAGCAUCUAUUUUGCAUCUUGUUGCUGUUAGUUUUGAUCGAUAUGUUGCGAUUGAAAAUCCACUUAAAUACAAACAAAAAAUGACUAAACGUACUAUAUUGAUUAUAAUUGGUUGUAUAUGGUUAAUCAGUGUUUUACUUUCCUAUGCUCCAGUUCUAUUGGGUGUUUAUAGUCAAUCUCGAACUGGUGGUGCAACUUCAAAUAAUCCGGAUGAAUGUAAUAUGAGACCUAAUUUAAUUUAUUCGAUUAUAUCAGCAUUAACAUCAUUUUAUAUCCCACUUAUAAUAAUACUUUUUCUUUAUGGAAGAAUAUAUAUAACAGCACGUAAACAUUCACGUGAAUUACGAAAACUUGAAAUUAUUAUUCAACGUUUACAUAGUGAUAACAAUUUUUUAUUAGAAAAUAAAAAUUGGAAUACAAAUCUUAAAGCAAUACGAACAUUAGGUAUUGUCGUUGGUGUAUUCGUUGCUUGUUGGUUACCUUUUUUUGUUAUGUAUCUUGUAUUAGCAUGUUGUAAUUACACAUGUGCUCAUCCACUUGUAGAACGUUAUAUAACUUGGAUUGGCUAUGUUAACUCAUUUUGCAAUCCAAUGAUCUAUGCAUUUUCAAAUAAAGAGUUUCGUAAUGCUUUCUUUGAAAUUCUUAAUUAUAAUAAUUGUCGAUGUAUUUCAUUCUCAUGUGCUCUUCGUACAUCUAUCAGUAAAUCAAUUCAUUCAAUGAAUAUUAAAGGAUCAUCACCAGUACAAUCUCGACAAACAAGUGUUACACCUUAUUCACAUUCAUUACAACGUAAUGAUCAAUUUUCAUGUACAACAUCUUCUAUAUUAAGUGCACCUUCAACAAAAAAACCUUUUAUUCUAACAAAUACUGAUAGUACUGAUGGAUAUGAAAUGCAAACAUUAUCACCUCAACAGAAAACACUUGAAGCUUUUCAUGAGCUUGAACAACUCGUACCAAAUGGUAUAUCAGGUCGAGUAUCAAUCGUUCGUAUGAGUUCAUUAAUACAAGAUCAAGAUGAUAUAGGUAUUGAAACACCUCCAUGCAAAAAGAAUUAA